Molecule: messenger RNA, 4897 nt
Organism: Oryzias melastigma (Indian medaka)
Lineage: Eukaryota; Metazoa; Chordata; Actinopteri; Beloniformes; Adrianichthyidae
Gene: rereb
Product: arginine-glutamic acid dipeptide (RE) repeats b
Exons: 17
Coding region: 513-3995 (1160 amino acids)
Biological process (GO): regulation of DNA-templated transcription
Cellular component (GO): nucleus
Molecular function (GO): sequence-specific DNA binding; transcription corepressor activity; zinc ion binding
Source: RefSeq, a predicted model, not a curated record
UUGUUUCUGAUAAGUAAGUUAUUUUUUAAUUAUUAAGUGUUUAAAUUAUAAUUUUAAUUAGUUUUUAAUCUGGUUAUCAACUAGUUUUAAACCCCCACGGCGGAUCUACUUUAGUGCCGGAGUCGUUCAUUUGCACGGCGGUCAGUGGACCGUCUUGCAUAAUAAUGCUAAUGAGCGCAGGAGUACAUGCAGUGAGUGGUGCGUUCCACGGUUGAUGGCCGCCCGUGCAGCCGCAGCCGCAGCAGCAGCAGCAGCAGCAGCCAGUGUCUGCCGCUGAUGAUCCGCGGCACAUGCUCAGUUAUGUGCUCCCAGACAACUUUGAAGGUUUAGCGGCGGCUGCUGAGGUCAUUGCUCUGGAGGAAAAAAAAAAGAAAAAAAAUGGAGCACGUCCCUCCGCUACACUGCCUCCAUUUUGAAUAGCCCUGUAAUAGGGGAUUCGCACGGUUAGUGUAUGUGUGUGUAGCCCGCUGCGCUGCGUAGUGUCAACAAGCCACAUCCAAACAUCCUUCGACAUGGACGACCUGUUCAGUCCGCGCAGGAGCCUCAACAGCACGCAGGGGGAGAUAAGAGUGGGGCCGAGCCAUCAGGCCAAGCUACCAGAGUUGCAGCCAAGACUUGCAGCAGGUCCACAGACUCAAACAGAGAGUGAGGAGCUCAUGUGGACUCCUGGAGUCAAUGACUGUGACCUUCUCAUGUACCUCAGAGCAGCCAGGAGCAUGGCGGCGUUUGCAGGGAUGUGUGACGGUGGAUCCACUGAGGAUGGAUGCUUAGCAGCUUCCCGGGAUGACACCACUCUCAACGCUCUCAACAUGCUCCAUGCAAGCCAUUACGAUGCAGCAAAAGCUCUCCAGCGUCUGGUCAAGAAGCCGCUUCCAAAACUUAUUGAGAAAUGCUGGUCAGCAGAUGAUGUGAAACGCUUCAUGAAGGGCUUGAGGCAAUUCGGAAAGAACUUCUUCCGUAUUCGAAAGGAGUUUUUGCCCAGCAAAAAGACGGGGGAGCUGAUAACGUUCUACUAUCACUGGAAGAAAACUCCAGAGGCUGCAGGAACCAGAGCUUAUCGACAGCAGCGCCGGCAGCCGUCUUCCCGCAAAGCAAAGACCCGAUCUGCAGCCGUUCUGGACAACGUUCCAUCUCGGAAAUACUCAGUGGAUGCCAGUUCUGCGAGUGAGGACGAUCUCGACAGUGAAGACAGUGAACAGGAAGCUAAGAGUUGCAGUCACUGCGGUGCAACAAGUUCUAAGGAUUGGCAUCAGAGCGGCCGGGACAACUCUUUGCUGUGCACCACAUGCCGCAAUUAUGUAAACAAACACGGCUGUCUGCCACCGGCGCCAAAGUCUGCAAACUCCUCGUUCAUGUUCAAGCUGGUUAAAGCCGAGGAGGAGGUGAACAGCAAGCAUGGCAUGAGGACCCGGCGGAGCAGAGCGCCGCAGUUGUCGUCGUUGAGAAGUGGCCACAGGAGGCUGACGGGUUCCCCCAACAGUGAGGACCAGCCAACCAGUAGCCAGGUGUCUCCAAGUGGAACCAUAUCUACUUCUUUGAGAUCAUCGUUGACUGAUGCGAAGAGUGACUCCACAAAGAGGACAAAUAAGAAAGUAAAAGAAGAAGUAACGCGACCAAAGACAACUAAACGUGCACGAGAAAGCCCGGUUCCGGAGCCUGAUGAACCUGAAAAAAAUACUCAGAAAAAACAAAAAAUCCAGGAUCCUCAGUGCUCCCGGUCUGAGGGCGAGGGAGAGGAGGAGAGCUCCUCAGAAAGUCGCAGUGCUCAGGAUGAUGGCAGUGAUACCAAAGACAUUGAUCAAGACAACCGCAGCUCCUCUCCCAGCAUACCCAGCCCCCAGCCGGGCAUGGAGAGCGACUCCGACUCCUCUGCUCAGCCGAAUGGGGUCCCAACGGAGUCCAACGCUCCUGCCGGCGUGCCGCCCGACCCCUCAGCCCCACAGCAGGUCACUCCUCAGCAACCAGCAAGCACGCCCUCCGCAGAUCCAACCCCCAGCCUCUGCCCCCCCUCCCCAGAGCCCUGCGCUGCGGUGGGCACCCGAGUGCAAGCCCCGCCUCCCCCUGUCCCUCGACCUCCAGAUGCUCCUCCUCCUCAACCUUUUCACAUCCCGCCGGCUCUCAACUCUUCUCAGCCUCCGCAACCACACGCUACAUCCCCACAGCCCCCCCAGCGCCCCCCACCCUUCUUCAGGGAGACUCCACAGCCUCCCCAUUCUGGCCCCCAAAUCAAGCCCCCUCCUACUACGCCCAUCCCACCGUCACUCAAACAGCCCCCUCAUCCGUCUGCUGCACCUUUCCCCCAGAUGCCCUCCAACCUGCCCCCUCUUCCUGCCCUGAAGCCCCUCAAUUCUCUGCCCAACCAGCAUCCUCCCGGAGCCCCCCCUCCCCCUCUGCAGCUCAUGUCCCACCCACCACCUGUGAAUUCACUUCCCACCCAGCUCCCCGUCAUCUCUCAGGCGCAGAGCCACUCUGGGAAAAGCACCGCCUCUUCACACCCUCCUCUUCCUUCUGUCGCGUCCUCCGCCGCCGGCCCGGUCCCGAGCCUCCAGCCGGCCCUCCCACCCGCUUCUCUCAGGCUGUCGCCGAGCUCCGCCGCCGCCGCCACAGCAUCGCAGGUCCAGAUUAAAGAAGAGCCGCUGGAUGAGGUGGAGGAGCCGGAGAGUCCUCCACCUCCACCCCGGAGCCCUUCACCUGAGCCGUCCGUCGUCAAUAUGGCGAGCCACGCCAGCCAGUCUGCGCGGUUUAUCAAACACUUGGAUCGAGGGCGCAACUCAUGUGCAAGGACGGACCUUUUCUUUACACCUCUCUCCUCCUCCAAGCUGGCCAAGAAACGAGAGGAGGCUGUGGAGCGCUCCAGGAGGGAGGCGGAGCUUAGCUCUCGACAGGAGCGCGACCGAGAGAAGGACCGAGAGAGGGAGCGGGAACGGGAGGCCGACAGAAACAUCCGAGCGGCGAGCUCCUCUCACGACUGUCGCAUCACUGAAGUUCAAAUGGCGGCCCAAGGCCACGGGCGCCCGCCGUUUGAGCAGUCGCCCACCACGGUGGCGGCAGUUCAGCCCUACAUCGGCCCGGACACGCCGGCCCUGCGCACCCUCAGCAACUAUGCGCGCCCCCACGUCAUGUCCCCUAAUAAUCGCAACCAUCCCUUCUACGUGUCCCUGAACCCCGGUGACCCCCUGCUGGCGUACCACAUGCCGGGCCUGUACGGCGCCGAUCCCGGCCUCAGAGAGCACGAGCUGAGGAACCUCAGGGAGAGGGAGCUCCGCGAGAGGAUGAAGCCCGGCUUCGAGGUCAAACCGCCCGAUCUGGAGACCUUACAGACUUCCGCCAACCCCAUGGAGCUUUUGGCGAGACAUGGCGCUCUGGGGCUCCCGCACAUACCCGGACCUCCUCAUCCCUUUGCAGCCUUUCAUCCUGGGCUGAACCACCUGGAGCGGGAGAGGAUGGCGAUGGCGGGGCCUCCCCUGCGCCCCGAGCUGAAUUAUGCGGAGCGACUGACGGCAGAGCGACUUCACGCUGAGAGGAUGGCCUCCGUGGCGACCGAUCCCGCCGCGCGGCUGCAGAUGCUCAGCGUGACGCCUCAUCAUCACCAGCACUCCCACAUUCACUCCCACCUCCACCUGCACCAGCAGGACCCACUCGGUCAAGGUUCUGGUCCUCACCCCUUAGUGGACCCUCUAGUGACAGGACCCCGCUUGGCUCGAUUCCCAUUCCCCGGUGGCCCGAUGCCCAACCCCCUCCUCAGUGACCUUCCUCAUGACCACGAGAUGUUGCGCCACCCUCUUUUUGGAGCGUAUCCACGGGAGCUACAGGGGCCGAUCCCGCAGAUGUCCGCCUCCCAUCAGCUGCAGGCCAUGCAUGCUCAGUCUGCAGAGCUGCAGAGGAUGGCAAUGGAGCAGCAGUGGCUUCAUGGGCAUCACCUGCAUGGAGGCCCUCUGCCGAGCCAGGAGGAUUAUUACAGCCGCCUGAAGAAAGAAGGUGACAAGCCAUCUUGAGGUGGUGCAUGCUUUUAAAUUCUUCUAAAUAUGGAAACUGUGUCUGUUCAAAGCCGUAAUAAAAUUCCCCCUUGUCCCUUUUUAAUAUAUUUUAGAGAUAUAUUUGUGAAUCUUAAUGUGCAUUCCUCGUUGAGCACUUCAUAAGACUGCCGCUGUUGGUCUGACUUCUCCUGUGAGUUUAGGAACUCUCCCUUCCAAAUGUUGGACAAUCUCACCGGAUUAUCUGAGAUUCAAAGCUCUUUGUUGGAGUUACUGUUUGGUACGCGCUCACACGUUUGCUAAUGGAUGUAAAAACAGUGACUUUGUUGUUCAUUUUUCUCUCAAAUCUAUUCCUUGUACAUAAAUGCAUUAAAAACCCGUGUUUGGAUGGUAAUAAUUAUCACCUCGCAUGACUCACCCUUAGUUUAGCGAUCUUUGCGUUGUGGUGUUAGGCUCUAAAAGCAAUGUAGAGGUUGGGUUUCCUUCUAGAUCUGCUAACGUUUUAAUACAAAGAUUUUAUAUAUCAAGAUAUCUUUUCACUGCAUAUCCGAAGCUUUUAUUCCUUUGUUUUUGUAAAACUGCAAAUAGUACAUGAGUGUAAUAUUCUAUAUGAAUGAGUACUAUUAGUAAAUGUAACCGUUAAGCACCCUUAAUCCUUAACUAAGCACGAGAACAGUAACCCAUUAGAGAAAAAUGGUGUAUGCUAUUAUGAAUUGUGACAACUAAUUGGACAAAUGUGUCUGUUCUGACUGAAAGUUGUAAUAAAGUGUAUUUGCAUUGUUCUGAAGACAAUGACCCGAUUGGAUAGAAACCAAAUGUGGAGCAUUUUAGUGGAGUUUUACACAGAACUCAGUAUAUGUGUGAUUAAAAAUACCAAGCUGUAUUCAUGCUAUAUUUAUUUCAAUAAAUAUUUCUUCAAUGAU